GACACAACCCAAACCAAGGCCGGAGGCGGCACAAGAAACAAAAACCCCGCGCCCGCAACGGGAAGAGGGCAAGAGAGAGCGGGAAGCAACGCCGGAAGCCGCAGAAAAACGCCGCCACACGCCGCGACCACACAAACGGAACAGCCGGGCGAGGCAACCGAGCAAAGGCGCGGCGAAGGAGAAAACCCGCAACAAAACGCCUAGAGAGCCGCCAAGCCGACGAAGCACGAAGCGCAGGCACAGAGGGGGCCGGCCAAGCACGAAGAGCCGCAAGCGGCGCGGACAACCCGAAGACCCGCCGGGACACCACGGGGCCCCAAGAAGGCGACAGACGCAAGCCAAAACGCGCACGGGGAGAACGGGGCAGAAAGCCGCGGAGCGCGCAAAGGCGGGAGCACGAGCCGCAAAGGCGGCGCAGGCGCACGCCGGCGCCCGAGGAGACCAGAGGGCAGCAAGGAAGACAAGGACAAAGAAAGCAAGGAGGCCGAACACACGGGCAGCAAGCCAGAAGGCGGCAGGGGCGGAGGCAACCCAAAAGACAGCACAAGGAACGCAGAGGGCCAGAACGAGCCGAAAGGCGGCGGAGGGAGGCCGCGGCCCGAAGCCGCAACGGGGGGAGCCGGACGAAAGCAAGCGGAGAAAACACGGCCACCCGGAAGGGAGCAAACAAAGCAGCAAGACGAGGCAGGGGGAACGGGCCACCGGCACCGGGGCAGCGGCCGGAGGCAAGACACCAAGCGCAGAGACCGGCCGGCGCGGCACGAAGAGGACGGGGCACCCCAAGGCGAGACACGAGGCCGAAGGAAGCCCGGAGCGAAGAGAGCCGGAAGCGGAACACGGAGCGCCGGGAGCGCGACGGGGGCCAGACGGACGGGGGAGAGAAAGGGCGGAGGGCCCGGCGCGACGCAAGAGAAAAGCAAGGGCACGAGCAGGAGGGAGACCAGGCAGAGCGGCAGGAAACACAGCGGAAACGCCGAACAAGAGGACGGAAGCAACGGAGGACCCGCCCGACGAACAGCCGAACAGAAGCGAAAGAAGCCAAACACCCGCGAGCCACAACCGCGGGGCCCGAACAAAAGAGAGCACCCCAACGGCGGGCGACACAAGAGCCCGGCCACACCACGGGGGAAGACCAGGCAGGGCGAAAGGAACGGCGGAGCAGAGCAAGCCAAGACCGCAGGGGGGAGAGAACCAAGCCAGACCCAAAAGCAAAGCAAAAGCCACCAGGCAAGCAAAAGAGAGCAACCCGAGGGGCGCGCCGCGGAAGAGGCACCACACAGGAGCGAAAGACCGGAGCCACGACGAAAGAAGCACCGACGGGGGGAAACACGCAACGGCGCAACCAAGAGCGCGGGAGCAGACGCAAGCGAGAGCACAAGAAACAGAAGAGAGGAAGAAGGAGAGCCGGGAGCAAAGAAGGCGGAGGCGGGCGGAGGGCAGAAGAACACGGACCGGGGAGCACAGCGGCCGAGGCGCAGCAGCGGCGCGAGCGGGAGCGGCAGAAAAGGGGCCGGGACGCCCCGACCCGGGGCAGCGGCGCGGCCCCCGAACGGCCGCCGCGGGGACCACCCCGGAGACCCGGGGGACCACCCCGACGGGCCGGCCCGGGCCGCGGCCGCGAGCGGGAGGGGCGGGCGCAGGCCGAGCGGCCGGGGGAGCGGGGAAGGCGAACCGGCGAGGGGGACACGCGCGGGCCCAAGGAGCGAACGCCCCACACGCAGAACACCCGGGGACGGGCGACGGAGAGCGGGAGGGCGGCGACCCCGGCCAGAAGAACCAGCGGGGAACGAGCGCGGCCCCGACGAGGACCGGCACGAAAACCAAGAGGGGGGGCGGAGCACCCGCCGAGGCCGGGAGAGAGCCGGGAAGGGGCGACGAGACGGACCCGACGGAAACCGCGGCGGAGAGCGAGCAGAAGACGCGCGGGGGCGGAAACGGCGCCGAGCAGGGCGAGCCGCCGGCGAGCGCGCGGGCCGCGGCCCCCGGGGGCCGCGCGACGGAGCGGCGCGAGAGGGCGGGCAGGGCCACGACAGCCAGAAAGGAGCGGCCCGCGGAGACGAAAGACGGAGGCGCAAGCCGCAACGGGAGGCGCAAACCCCGAACAAAACAACGAACCCGCGCCGCCGCAGGAGGGAAGAGCAGGGCGGCAGGCCGGGAGAGCGCGGGGAAGCGGGCCGCAGACGCGGAGACGGGCAGGGAGCCCGGCGCGAACCGAGCAAACGGAGCGCGGAGCGGAGCGGAGGCGCCGGGGAAGAAAGCGGGCCAAGAAGGCCGCGGAAAACGCAGGCCAGGGACCGGGGGAGACCCAGCGGGCCGGGGCGCGAAGGAGGGACGCCACCACGGCCGGCGGGACCGGCGAACGGGGAAGCGGGAAGGCGGCGCCGCGCGACGCCACGAAACCCAAAGGCGGGAGCCGCGCGCGGCAAGGAACGAGAAACGCGGGGGCAGCCGCCCCCACGGCCCAGAAAACCGCGGCGGGAGAGGCGAAGGAACACCCCGAGCAGCGGCGGCGCCGGAGGGCAGGACGCCCGCCAAAGCGGCAGGCGGAACAACCGGGGCCGCGAGCGGCGGAACAACCGGGACCGCGGGGGAGGCGGGCCCGGCGGGACGGGAACGGCGGAGCGGGGCCGGCGGCAGACCCCCAAGGGCAGCGAGGAGCGGGACGAGCAGCGCCGGGAGAGCGGGAGCGGCCACAGGCGCGGGCGGGGGCGGGGCGGGGCCCGGCCCAGCGGGGCGGCGGGGCGGGAGCGGGGGGGCGCGAGCACCGGCGCCGGAGGGGGCGCGCGGGCCGGGGGGGGCGGGACGCGGGCACGACCGCGAGGGCGGCCGCGACCCCGAGCGGGGGCCCGACCACGCGGGCGAGCCAGCCCGAGAAAAGAGGGGACAAGGAAGAGGGCAGAAACCGAGAAGACACACAAGGCACGACAGGGAGACAAAAGCGACACGGGCCGAAAGACAGCCGGGAGCCGCCCGAAGAGAAGGAACGGACGGCGCCGGACCGAGCGGCAGGACGCGACGAGACGGGAGCGCGGGACAAGGGAGACCGACGAACCGGGGCGCGGAGACCAAGGGGCACGACCCGAGGGACAAGGCAGGAGGGCACCGACGAGAACCCACCAGCAGGGAAGCCAACCCGGAACCCGGAACAACAAGGAAGGGGGCGGAGGGGAGAAAGAAACAAGAGGAGGCAAAGAACAAGAGAAACAGGCGGAAGCAAACCAAAACAGAGAGACAAAGAAAGAGCCCGCCCAGAACCGGGAAGGCACAGGACAGAGCGACGACAAAAGGAGGACAAGGCCCAAAACGGGACAACAGAGACGGGACGGGCGCGAAAGGAAAAGACAAGGCGAGAGAGACAGAGGGAGACGGAAAGAGGACAAAACGCCGGGGGCGCACCCCCGGCGCCGAGAAGGCGACGCCAAGCGCGAGCAACGCGGGCGACGAGGGCGCGGACCGGCAGCACAAAAGAGAGGCAGAGCGGAGCAGGAGGACCAAAACAACAGGGACCCAGGAGGCAGCAGGGCCGACGGAGCAAGAGAAGCAAAAGGGAACGGAAAGGCAAAGAAAGGGGCACAGCAAGGGCAAAGAGGAGGAAAGGGGGGAGGACACGAGCGGACAGGCAACAAAGACAAGGAAGCGAACGAACGCCGCCGGGCGCCCAGAAACCCGACGGGGACGCGCGGGCACAAGAAAAGAAACCACCGGCACGGACCCCCAGAAGCCCGGCAGAGGCACGGCAGGGAAGGAAAAGAAGGGAGCGAGAAGGGCGAGCACAAGAGGACCAAGGCCGGACGGGAACGAACCAGGCCCAAGAGAGCCAAGAGCGCAGGACGGCCCGGACGGAAGCGGAAGCGCGCCAACCGCCAAAACCGCAACCGACAGAGGAGAGGAAGCAAGACGAAACGGAAGCGGGAGGGAGGAAGGGGGAAGACACCACGGGCAAGCGGGACCACGGACGCGAACCGGGACGAGAGCGAAGGAGGCAACCGAGAGGGGCGGGACCACGGACGCGAACCGGGGGGGAGCCAAAGGGCGGGCACGGGGGGCGGGACCACGGACGCGAACCGGGGACGGGAGCCAAAACCAGAGCACAGGGAAGCGGGACCACGGACGCGAACCGGGGACGGGAGCGAAGCCGGGACAGAAGGAAGCGGGACCACGGACGCGAACCGGGGACGGGAGCGAAGAGAAAAGCAGGGCAGGAGGGAGACAAGGGCAGAAGCGGAGGACCGACGAGCAGACGCAAGGCGGCGAGAGCAGGCGACAAGGAGCGGACCGGCCGAAACGACGGCGGAAAAAGGGCGACGGCCCAACGACAGCCGAAAGCGCGCAAGGCGAGGGCAACACGAGGCGAAGCCGAGACGAAGGCCAAACAGACGGCAAAGCAAGAGGAGCAGAGACACCACAAGAGAGGGAGAGGCAAGAAGAGCAAGAGACAGGCGGGCAGAAGCCAACACGGCCCGAAAGAAGGGCGAAGGCAGGAAGGAGAGAAAGGGAGCAGGCGCGACACCCGAACCCCGCCAGACGCAAGCAAAGCAAGAAACAAGGCCGAAACAGGCGCAAGCGCACGAGAGAAACCAGAGCCGACCGGAAAGCCGACCACGCGGGCGCCAACGCACGGGACCGGAGCGGGCCCGCCGAACGGGCGCCAAAGGCGGCCCCACGAACAAAAGGGGAAGCACCGCGGCAGGACGAAGAGAGGGACACGAAAAGGAGAGGGGGCGGAGACGGACCCAAAAGCGGGGCGAAAACGGGAGGGGGGGCCCACAAGGGGAAGCGCAAAACGAAGCCGGGGAAACGGCCCAAAGACCGGACGAAACGAAGACCCCAAAAGGGAGCACAAACAGAGGCCGAAAACACCGCAAAGCAGCCACAACAAGGAAAAGGGCAGCCCCGGGAGCACCAAGGGCGGAAAAACGAGACCCGGGCAACCCAAACAGAGGAGACCACGACGAGCCGGGCGAAAAACGCGACAAGGGAGCCGCAAGAAGGACGCAAAACGGACGAAGAGGAGCAAGAGCGCACAGGGCAAAAGGCAACAACAAGGCAAGCCGGAAAGCACCCGGCAGGGGCGAAAAGGAGGCGGACCGCAAACGAAGCCGCCCCGCGCGGGGCGGAGAGCACCGCGAGAGGCCCCGCGAAAGGCGCGGGAAGGGGCCGGGGAAGCACGGAAGGGGGACGCAAAAGGAAGGAGCAAGCGGAGGGGAAGGGAGGAAAAAAAAGGGACGAAAGGCGGCCGAAAGGCGGGAAAGGGCCAGAGGGCCACGCCGCGGCCACGGGGCGGCCGGGCGCGGCCACGGCACCGCCGCGGCAAAAGGCGACAACCCGGCAAACGGAAAGGGCGAGGGGCGGACGCGGGCGGAGGCGGAAAAAGACAAACCGAGAGGGAAGCGGAGGGGAAAGAGAGGGCGGACGCAACGGGGAAGGCGGAAGGGCCAGGGGGAGCGCGCGGCGAGGAAAAGGGGGGCCCACACCCAGGAGCGGGGGAACCAGAGGCCACAACGGCCAGCGAAAGCCGCGGGAAGGGAACAAAGGGGCGGGCGAGACCAAAAGCGAGCGGCCGAAGCGAACCGAGCGGGCAGAAGGGCAGCGGAGCACGGCGGCCAAGAAGGGGGACCAAAGGCAACGGGGCGACCGAACAGGCAGGGCCAGCAAGGCAGAAAGGACGGGGGGGCGCGACAGGAAGGCGCGAGACGAGGGAAAGAAGGCGGGAAGGGAAAAAGGACCGGGAGGGGCAGGACAAGAGCCACGACGAAAAGAACGGGCGGCCGCGAAAGGAAGAGGCAAGAAGGACCGGAAGGCGCAAAGAAGCGGGGAACGGGCCCGCAGCGCAGGCGCGGCGCCCAGGGAGCCGCCGCAACGGGACGAGGGCGCCAACGGACCGGAACAACAGGAAGGGCGCGCGAGCGCAAGCGCCGCACAGCGCGGGCGAGAAGGGCAACGGGCGCCGCGACAAAGGGCAAACGAGCAGCCAACGCGACGGCAGCAGACGGGAGCACAGGGACGCAGCAGGAACAGACCGCCGCAACAGCGAAACAGGAAACACGGGGGGAGGGCGGAAAAGCGGGAGGAGGGCCAACGCAGAAGCAACCGCCCCAACGGGCCGGAGGAGCGCAAAGGGCCCAAGGACCGGGGCGAAGCGGGCCCCGCCGCCCAAACCGCAGCACGCCCGGCAGGGGCGACACACGGAGGAAGACCCGAGCACCAACAGAGAAGCGCAAAGGCCGGCGCCGCGAGCCGCAGAACGCGGGGGCCGACGCGGAGCCGGCCGGAGCCGAGCCGGAAGCACCCGCACCGGAGCCAGGGCCGCCGGAAGCAAAGCGGACCACGCGGCCGAGGCGCGGGAGACGCAAACCAACCAACGGGAGAGCGACAACGCCGACCAGAGAAGGCCGCGAAGGGGGCCAGCGGAAGACGGAGGGGGAGCGGGGGAGACGCAAACGCGGCCAAAGGCAAGAACGGGGCCCACGGACCGCCAAAAGCCAGAACACAAGCCCGCAACAGGCCGCAAGAACCGGAAGCGGGCGCGCCGACGGACCAGCAGGCGGGGGGGAAAGCGGGCGAAGGGCAACACGGGGACCCAACGCAGCCGGGAAGGCCGCCAGAAGCGAGAGGGAACGGGGGCCCCGAGCGGAGAGGAGGAAACAGGCACACCAGGAAGACGAACCACCGCGCGAAGGAGAGACGGGCAACCGCGCAGCACGGAGGAAGGAGGACAGGAAGGAAGGGGCGGACGGAGGCAACCGAGCCACGAGGACCCAAAGGCGGCAACACCGCGAGAAGGCCGAGGAACCCCACAACGAAGGCCAGAGGGAGACGCGCCCACGGCCACGCCGGAAGGGGAAGCGCGGAACGCGCCACCAGGCCGCAAAGGCGCGGCCGGACCGGCGGGCAGCACAAGCAACGGGAAACAAAGGCAGCAAGAGCGCGCCGCAGGCCACGCCACCAGGAAGGGGCCGCAAGCACGAGACAGCGGCGCGGGCCCGGAGGGAGAGAGGAGCGAGACGCAGGGCCGCAGAAAGGAGCAACGGGAGCAAAGCCCCAACGCGGGAACACAGAGGCGGCCGGCAAGCGCAACACGCCAGCAGGAGCGAAGGGAGCCGGACCACCAGCACCCGCGAACACGCGAGCGCGAAGGGCCACCAAGGCCGCAGCCGCAAACGGACAACCACGGAGCCGAGCAAGCAAGGAAGACGGAACGCCCAGAGGCCAAGACACGGCGAGAAGCGGAGAGAGCCAACCGAAGCAGGCGAGGGCGAAGACGGAAGGGCCAAGCAAGGGGCGCGCCGCAACAGAGAAGAAGGCGAGACGACCCAGACGCACGGCCGGCGGCGCAAGGCGGCCGCGACCACAGGCGCCGGGCCCGGAGGAGAGAGAAGAGAGAGGGCAGAGGCCGGCAGGAGCGCAAGCCAACGACGCGGCCGCGAAGGAAGGGCCCGCGGGCGCAGGAGGGACGGAAGACGCCGGGGAGCGGAGAGAGCGCACAGCGAACGCCAGACAGGAGGCCGCCAAAGCGGAAGGGCAAAAACACCGCCGCCAACGCGAAGGCAGGGGGGGGAGGGGCGCGCGGAGCGGAAGCGGCCGCGACGCAGAAGCAAGAACCCGGCCCGGCGGCAGCAAGACACAACCCAAACCAACGCCGGAGGCGGCACAAGAACCGGAAGCCCGCGCCCGCAACGGGAAGAGGCAAGAGAGGAGCGGGGGCAAGAACGCCGGAGCCGCAAAAAGCGCGCCGCACACGCCGCGACCAAACAAAGGAACAGCCGGGCGAGGCAACCGAGGCAAAGGCGCGGCGAGAGGAGAAAAGCCCGCAACAAAACGCCGAGAGGAGCCGGCCAAGCCGACGAAGCGACGAAGCGCAGGCACAGAGGGGGGCCGGGCCAAGCACGAAGAGCCGCAAGCGGCGCCGGAGCAACCCGAAGACCCGCCGGGGACACCACGGGCCCCAAGAAGGCGACAGACGCAAGCCAAAACGCGCACGGGGAGAACGGGGCAGAAAGCCGCGGAGCGCGCAAAGGCGGGAGCACGAGCCGCAAAGGGGCGCAGGCGCACGCCGGCGCCGCGAGGAGACCAGGAGGGCAGCAAGGAAGACAAGGACAAAGAAAGCAAGGGAGGCCGGAACACACGGGCAGCAAGGCCAGGAAGGCGGCAGGGGCAGGAGGCAACCCAAACGACAGCACCAAGAACGCAGAAGGGCCAGAACGAGGCCGAAAGGCGGGCGGAGGGACGGCCGCGGCCCGAAGCCGCAACGGGGGGAGCCGGAGCGAAAGCAAGCGGAGAAAAGACCACGGCACCCGGAAGCGGAGCAAACAAAGCAGCAAGACGAGGCAGGGGGAACGGGGCGGCACCGGCACCGGGGGCAGCGGCCGGGAGGCAAGACACAAGCGCAGAGGACCGGCCGGCGGCGGCACGAAGAGGACGGGGGCACCCCAAGGCGAGACACGAGGCCGAAGGAAGCCCGGACCCAAGAGAGCCGGAAGCGGAACACGGAGCGCCGGGAGCGCGGCAGGAGCCAGCCGAGAGGGCGGAAGAGAAAGAGGCGAGGACCGGGCGCAAGCGCAAGCGGAAAAGCAACAGCACGCGCGGGGGGAGGCCAGGGAGAGCAGGAGGAAACACAGCGAGGAAGCACGAACAACAGGAACGGACGCAACCGGAGGAACCGCCCGACGCACAGCACGACAGAGGCCAAAGAGGAAAGCACCGCGAGCCACGAGCCGCCGAGCACGAAAAAAGAGAGAACCCCAACGGGGGGCGACCACGAGAGCCCGGCCACACCACGGAGGAAGACCGGAGGGCGAAGGAACGGGCGGAGAAAGCAAGCGAAAACGCGCGAGAAGGGGAGAACCAAGCCAGGCCCAGAAGCACAGCAAAAGCAACCAGGGCAAGCAAAGAAGGGCAGCCCGGGGGCACGCCCCGGAGAGGAACGAAGCAAGAGCGAAAGACCGGAGCCACGACGAAAGACGCACCCACGGGGGGCGACACACGCAACGGCGCGACCAGAGGCGCAGACAGCAACGCAAGCGAGAGCAGAGAAACAGAACAGACGAAAAAGGAGAGCCGGGAGCAAAGAAGCCAAGGCGGGCGGGGGCAGAAGAACACGGGACCGGGGAGCACAGCGGCCGAGGGCGCAGCAGCGGCGCGAGCGGGAGCGGCAGAAAAGGGGGCCGGGACGCCCCGACCCGGGGCAGCGGCGCGGCCCCCGAAGCGGCCGCCGCGGGGACCACCCCGGAGACCCGGGGGACCACCCCGACGGGCCGGGCCCGGGCCGCGGCCGCGAGCGGGAGGGGCGGGCGGAGGCCGAACGGCCGGGGGAGCGGGGAAGGCGAACCGGCGAGGGGGACACGCGCGGGCCCAAGGAGCGAACGCCCCACACGCAGAACACCCCGGGGACGGGCGACGGAGAGCGGGAGGGCGGCGACCCCGGCCAGAAGAACCCAGCGGGGAACGAGCGCGGCCCCGACGAGGACCGGCACGAAAACCAAGAGGGCGGGGCGGAGCACCCGCCGAGGCCGGGAGAGAAGCCGGGAAGGGGCGACGAGACGGACCCGACGGAAACCGCGGCGGAGAGCGAGCAGAAGACGCGCGGGGGCGGAAACGGCGCCGAGCAGGGCGAGCCGCCGGGCGAGCGCGCGGGCCGCGGCCCCCGGGGGCCGCGCGACGGAGCGGCGCGAGAGGGCGGGCAGGGGCCACGACAGCCAGAAAGGAGCGGCCCGCGGAGACGAAAGACGGAGGCGCAAGCCGCAACGGGAGGCGCAAACCCCGAACAAAACAACGAACCCGCGCCGCCGCAGGAGGGAAGAGCAGGGCGGCAGGCCGGGAGAGCGCGGGGAAGCGGGCCGCAGACGCGGAGACGGGCAGGGAGCCCGGCGCGAACCGAGCAAACGGAGCGCGGAGCGGAGCGCGGAGGCGCCGGGGAAGAAAGCGGGCCAAGAAGGCCGCGGAAAACGCAGGCCAGGGGACCGGGGGAGACCCAGCGGGCCGGGGCGCGAAGGAGGGACGCCACCACGGCCGGGCGGGACCGGCGAACGGGGAAGCGGGGAAGGCGGCGCCGCGCGACGCCACGAAACCCAAAGGCGGGAGCCGCGCGCGGCAAGGAACGAGAAACGCGGGGGCAGCCGCCCCCACGGCCCCAGAAAACCGCGGCGGGGAGAGGCGAAGGAACACCCCGAGCAGCGGCGGCGCCCGGAGGGGCAGGACGCCCGCCAAAGCGGCAGGCGGAACAACCGGGGCCGCGAGCGGCGGAACAACCGGGACCGCGGGGGAGGCGGGCCCGGCGGGACGGGAACGGCGGGAGCGGGGGCCGGCGGCAGACCCCCAAGGGCAGCGAGGAGCGGACGAGCAGCGCCGGGAGAGCGGGAGCGGCCACAGGCGCGGCGGGGGCGGGGCGGGCCCGGGCCCAGCGGGGCGGCGGGGCGGGAGCGGCGGGGGCGCGAGCACCGGCGCCGGAGGGGCGCGCGGGCCGGGGCGGGGCGGGAGCGCGGGCACGACCGCGAGGGCGGCCGCGACCCCGAGCGGGGGCCCGACCACGCGGGCGAGCCAGCCCGAGAAAAGAGGGGACAAGGAAAGGGCAGAAACCGAGAAGACACACAAGGCACGACAGGGAGACAAAAGCGACACGGGCCGAAAGACAGCCGGGAGCCGCCCGAAGAGAAGGAACGGACGGCGCCGGACCGAGCGGCAGGACGCGACGAGACGGGAGCGCGGGACAAGGGAGACCGACGAACCGGGGCGCGGAGACCAAGGGGCACGACCCGAGGAGCAAGGCAGGAGGGCACCGACGAGAACCCACCAGCAGGGAAGCCAACCCGGAACCCGGAACAACAAGGAAGGGGGCGGAGGGGAGAAAGGAAACAAGAGGAGGCAAAGAACAAGAGAAACAGGCGGAAGCAACCAAAAACAGAGAGACAAAGAAAGAGCCCGCCCAGAACCGGGAAGGCACAGGACAGAGCGACGACAAAAGGAGGACAAGGCCCAAAACGGGACAACAGAGACGGGACGGGCGCGAAAGGAAGAAGACAAGGCGAGAGAGACAGAGGGAGACGGAAAGAGGACAAAACGCCGGGGGCGCACCCCCGGCGCCGGAGAAGGCGACGCCAAGCGCGAGCAACGCGGGCGACGAGGGCGCGGACCGGCAGCACAAAAGAGAGGCAGAGCGGAGCAGGAGGACCAAAACAACAGGGACCCAGGAGGCAGCAGGGCCGACGGAGCAAGAGAAGCAAAAGGGAACGGAAAGGCAAAGAAAGGGGCACAGCAAGGGCAAAGAGGAGGAAAGGGGGGAGGGACACGAGCGGACAGGCAACAAAGACAAGGAAGCGAACGAACGCCGCCGGGCGCCCAGAAACCCGACGGGGACGCGCGGGCACAAGAAAAGAAACCACCGGCACGGACCCCCAGAAGCCCGGCAGAGGCACGGCAGGGAAGGAAAAGAAGGGAGCGAGAAGGGCGAGCACAAGAGGACCAAGGGCCGGACGGGAACGGAACCAGGCCCAAGAGAGGCCAAGAGCGCAGGACGGCCCGGACGGGAAGCGGAAGCGCGCCAACCGCCAAAACCGCAACCGACAGAGGAGAGGAAGCAAGACGAAACGGAAGCGGGAGGGAGGAAGGGGGAAGACACCACGGGCAAGCGGGACCACGGACGCGAACCGGGGACGAGAGCGAAGGAGGCAACCGAGAGGGGCGGGACCACGGACGCGAACCGGGGGGGGAGCCAAAGGCGGGCACGGGGGGGCGGGACCACGGACGCGAACCGGGACGGGAGCCAAAACCAGAGCACAGGGAAGCGGGACCACGGACGCGAACCGGGGACGGGAGCGAAGCCGGACAGAAGGAAGCGGGACCACGGACGCGAACCGGGACGGGAGCGAAGAGAAAAGCAGGGCAGGAGGGAGACAAGGGCAGAAGCGGAGGGACCGACGAGCAGACGCAAGGCGGCGAGAGCAGGCGACAAGGAGCGGACCGGCCGAAACGACGGCGGAAAAAGGGCGACGGCCCAACGACAGCCGAAAGCGCGCAAGGCGAGGGCAACACGAGGCGAAGCCGAGACGAAGGCCAAACAGACGGCAAAGCAAGAGGAGCAGAGACACCACAAGAGAGGGAGAGGCAAGAAGAGCAAGAGACAGGCGGGCAGAAGCCAACACGGGCCCGAAAGAAGGGCGAAGGCAGGAAGGAGAGAAAGGGAGCAGGCGCGACACCCGAACCCCGCCAGACGCAAGCAAAGCAAGAAACAAGGCCGAAACAGGCGCAAGCGCACGAGAGAAAGCCAGAGCCGACCGGAAAGCCGACCACGCGGGCGCCAACGCACGGGACCGGAGCGGGGCCCCGCCGAACGGGCGCCAAAGGCGGCCCCACGAACAAAAGGGGAAGCACCGCGGCAGGACGAAGAGAGGGACACGAAAAGGAGAGGGGCGGAGACGGACCCAAAAGCGGGGCGAAAACGGGAGGGGGGGCCCACAAGGGAAGCGCGAAAACGAAGCCGGGAAAACGGCCCAAAGACCGGACGAAACGAAGACCCCAAAAGGGAGCACAAACAGAGGCCGAAAACACCGCAAAGCAGCCACAACAAGGAAAAGGGCAGCCCCGGGAGCACCAAGGGCGGGAAAAACGAGACCCGGCAACCCAAACAGAGGAGACCACGACGAGCCGGGCGAAAAACGCGACAAGGGAGCCGCAAGAAGGACGCAAAACGGACCGAAGAGGAGCAAGAGCGCACAGGGCAAAAGGCAACAACAAGGCAAGCCGAAAAGCACCCGAGCAGGAGCGAAAAGCGAGGCGGACCGCAAACGAAGCCGCCCCGCGCGGGCGGAGAGCACCGCGAGAGGCCCCGCGAAAGGCGCGGGAAGGGGCCGGGGGAAGCACGAAGGGGACGCAAAAGGAAGGAGCAAGCGGAGGGGAAGGGGAAGGAAAAAAAGGGACGAAAGGCGGCCGAAAGCGGGAAAGGGCCAGAGGCCACGCCGCGGCCACGGGGCGGCGCGGGGCGCGGCCACGGCACCGCCGCGGCAAAAGGCGACAACCCGGCAAACGGAAAGGGCGAGGGGCGGACGCGGGCGGAGGCGGAAAAAGACAAACCGGAGAGGGAAGCGGAGGGGAAACGAGAGGGCGGACGCAACGGGGAAGGCGGAAGGGCCAGGGGGAGAGCGCGGCGAGGAAAAGGGGGCCCACACCCAGGAGCGGGGGAGCCAGAGGCCACAACGGCCAGCGAAAGCCGCGGGAAGGGAACAAAGGGCGGGCGAGACCAAAAGCGAGCGGCCGAAGCGAACCGAGCGGCAGAAGGGCAGCGGAGCACGACGGCCAAGAAGGGGACCAAAGGCGACCGAACAGGCAGGGCCAGCAAGGCAGAAAGGAGGGGGGCGCGACAGGAAGGCGCGAGACGAGGGAAAGAAGGCGGGAAGGGAAAAAGGACCGGAGGGCAGGACAAGAGCCACGACGAAAAGAACGGGCGGCCGCAAAGAAAGACAAGAAGGACCGGAAGGCGCAAACAAGCCGGGAAACGGGCGCGCAGCGCCGGCGCGGCGCCCAGGAGCCGCCGCGACGGGACGAGGCCGCCAACGGACCGAACAACAGGAAGGGCGCGCGAGCGCAAGCGCCGCACAGCGCGGGCGAGAAGGGCAACGGGCGCCGCGACAAAGGGCAAACGAGCAGCCAACGCGACGGCAGCAGACGGGAGCACAGGGACGCAGCAGAACAGACCGCCGCAGCAGCGAAACAGGAAAACACGGGGGGAGGGCGGAAAAGACGGAGGGAGGGCCAACGCAGAAGCAACCGCCCCAACGGCCGGAGGAGCGCAAAAGGCCAAGACCGGGGCGAAGCGGGCCCCGCCGCCCAAACCGCAGCACGCCCGGCAGGGGCGACACACGGAGGAAGACCCGGCACCAACAGAGAAGCGCAAAGGGCGACGCCCGAGCAGCAGAACGCGGGGCCGACCGGGAGCCGGCCGGAGCCUAGCCGGAAGCACCCGCACCGGAGCCAGCCGCCGGAAGCAAAGCGGACACGCGGCCGGGGCGCGGAGACGCAAACCAACCAACGGGAGAGCGACAACGCCGACCAGAGAAGGCCGCGAAGGGGCCAGCGGAAGACGCGAGGGGGAGCGGGGGGAGACGCAAACGCGGCCAAAGGCAAGACGGGGCCCACGGACCCCCAAAAGCCAGAACACAGGCCCGCAACAGAGCCGCAAGGACCGGAAGAGGACGCGCGGACGGACCAGCCGGGGGGGGGAAAGGGGGGCGAAGGGGACACGGGGCCCAACGCCGCCGGAAAAGCCCGCCAAAAGCGGGAAGGGAACGGGGAACCCCGAGCGGAAAGAGAGAAACAGGCACACCAGGAAGACGAACCACCGCCCGAAGGGAGAGACGGCAACCGCGCGGCACGGAAGGAGGAGGAACAGGAAGGAAGGGGGCGGACGGGGCAAGCGAGCCACGAGGACCCAAAGGCGGCAACACCGCGAGAAGGCCGAGGCAACCCCACAACGAAGGCCAGAGGGAGACGCGCCCACGGCCACGCCGGAAGGGGAACGCGGGAACGCGCCACCAGGCCGCAAAGGCCGGCCGACCGGCGGCAGCACAAGCAACGGAAACAAACACAAGAGCGCGCCGCAGGCCACGCCACCAGGAAGGCGGCCGCAAAGCACGAGACAGCGGCGCGGGGCCCGGAGGGAGAGAGGAGCGAGACGCAGGGGCCGCAGAAAGGAGCAACGGGA
Solanum verrucosum is the source of this 14692-nucleotide messenger RNA. RefSeq lists its product as uncharacterized. The transcript has 3 exons. NCBI's taxonomy places the organism in Eukaryota, Viridiplantae, Streptophyta, Magnoliopsida, Solanales, Solanaceae. The record is from RefSeq and is a predicted model, not a curated record. The annotation marks the transcript as partial.